AUGCAAGAUACUCUGCCAGAGUCGUCCCGCAGGAUCAAGAUCAAAUGGCCGCAAGUGGGCAUCACGGUCACCGCACAUAUGAACGACACGGUCAACCCACGCCUGAUCGACCUUCUGUUUGAGCAUCUUCCCUAUCGGUCUCUUCAAAACCAUGCUCUAGUCUCAGGCGACCACUUGUACCACCUCGUUCCCUCUGAGAUGUUGAUUUACACCCACGCGGACUACAAAGUACCAGACAGAACCCUCGAGCCCGACGGUACCGUCUUUCUUUCUGGACUGCAGCAUCUUGCCAUUAAAUAUGGCCCUCUAUCCGAGUAUCUCCCUGCAGCACCUUGCGGAAAUGUCAUACCCGAGGACAUGGAAAACCUCCGACUCGCCGGUAACGCGGUGUGGAAAGCAUGCAAUAAGACGAAACAGAUAAUCGAGGUUAUUGUUUGGGACGCCUCGCAGCCCGAGCCGACAGAGCAUCUUCCACUUCAGCUGGAGCGGAUUGGAGUGACCGAUGAGGUGAAGGCUUUAGUUCACAGGAUCCAUGACGAGACAGAAAGAUACUGGUCUGGAAUAUGUCCGGAUAUCGAGACCGUACAUAACGGCCUGGCAGGUUCAUUAGCAGGCUCCAAAGGAUCCUACUUCGCCACAAUGGUCUUUCUGAACGGGGAGGUCCGACCACUCGGCUACAACAUCCUGAACAAUAUCCUCGCGGUUGCAGCGACUCAACCGCACUUCGACCUGCAACACCUCAUCACCCUCUACCGAGUCUUCACAUCAACACCGUCGGAGUUUGUGGGCUACACAGGUGCCACUUUUCUUUGCUCGACAUAUCGGCAAAUCGACGCUCUCAUUACGGAGAGAAUUCAACCCAAUCCCGAUACCGAACAGGCUCGGGAAGACUUUCUGGCUAUGAUCAGCGCGUUUGCUCGCUAUGUCAAUCUCUUGAAUGCACAGAAUUUGCAUAUUUUUCCUUGGAGACAUACUAUCGAGUAUCCCAUGAACCUGAAUUAG
This is a messenger RNA of Aspergillus heteromorphus CBS 117.55, 1002 nucleotides long. Its product is annotated as cucumopine synthase. The coding region runs from base 1 to 1002 and encodes 333 amino acids. Lineage: Eukaryota; Fungi; Ascomycota; Eurotiomycetes; Eurotiales; Aspergillaceae. The record is from RefSeq and is a predicted model, not a curated record. The transcript is spliced from 3 exons.